AUGCCAGAGUUGACAACUUCCUUCUUCGACCCACUAUUGGAGAGGAAGCGUUUGGAAACACAUGAUUAUGGUGCUUCAACUGACGUAAGUUACAUGAAGAAAUUUAAGAAUGUUUUUUUUAGUUGACUUCUUCAAGCAGCCUUUGAAGUCAAAAAGUGAUUACAUGGAAGCUCUUACUAGAGUUUUCAAUUUAGAAAAGUUACGAGAAUACUUAUCUAAAUUUGUUGUAUUAUUUCCUGGUGACCACCCCAGUCAGUUUUUUUCCUACACAAAUCUGCCUUGAACAUGUCUUAUAGCCUUGAACAUGUCAGUGCCACAAGAAGAGCUAUUCUCUCUUGUUCCUUUAAAUUAAUUGGAUCUCUACAUAUUGAUUUAAAUGCUGAUGAGGAUUUAGUGUUGAAUUACCACCCAUUCAUUAAAUCUUUGUACGAGUCAUUAUUCCCAAACAGAAUUCUUGCAGCAAAGCCAAAACCUUGGCAUAAAUACAGUUCAUUCUCGAGAUACUUUAUGGAGGAUGGACUUUGAUCAGAAGAAGUGUAAAAGCUGUUUUCCACAAGUGUAAGCAUAUACAGUAUGGUACACUAAUUAAUUUCUUAGACAAUUAUUGCCCUACAGUCUUAUGUUCAUACAAUAUUCUAUUUAAGAUUAACGACUUCUCUAAUUAUUAUGACUCUAUUAUAUUAUACGAAUAUUGGUAAUGAUGCAUUGUUUUAGACAUCAUUAUAGGAAAUCUCUCUUAAUAUGGCUAUUUCUGGUUAAAUACUGGGAAGGUAACAGAUUUUGUACUGAUAUAUUUAAUGUUUUUAAGAAUAAUUUAAAUAUUAUUGAUGAGUCAGUUGUAGAAUGUGUUCACUCUGUUAUUCGAAGACACACAACUGAUGGUGCAUCUGAAAAAACCCUGAGUGAUACCAUGAAAGCAAUCUUUAGUUGUGGGCCAUGCCAAGAGAAUUUUCACAACACUUUUACUCCAGAACGAAACUAUGUAUUUAGUCAUACUAGAGUAGCUAAACUUCUAGUUUCUAUUCUUUCAAAAAUUUGCUCAAGUCCAGGUGAAUCAUAUUCUCUGCCAAGAUCUAAAGGUCAAGCACUGGACUGCACAAUGUACAUACUUCGUACGUUAUUUAGUGAGAAACCGGUCAAGAGCUAUAUAUUGCCACUGGGUUUUCAAUGUGACAAAAAGCCAGAUGUAAACAGUCGCUGUGAUAAUACCUGUGUGGCACCUGAAGAUGUAGAGUGGCAAAUAUGUGAAGGGUGCUGGCAUUCCUUCCAUAAAGAAUGCUUGAAAGAUCUGGCCUAUUGUCCAAUUUGUUCUAACCAUUUAAAUGAUGUUAUUUUAUCUUUAUCAGUAGCAGCUAACACUUCUUUUGUAAAUGGUGGAAGUGGUGAUGAUAAUGAUAGUGAAUGCAAGUAUCAGGCUCAGAUACCGAUGAUGACAGUGAUGAUGAAAUGGAAUGUGACAACUUAG
Molecule: messenger RNA, 1465 nt
Organism: Paramuricea clavata
Lineage: Eukaryota; Metazoa; Cnidaria; Anthozoa; Malacalcyonacea; Plexauridae
Source: the annotation of a GenBank genome assembly